GGCAUGGCAGAGCAAUAAGGUCUUGGUAGGAGAAUUGCUUCCGGAAAACCAGCUCGUGUGAUCACAGUCCACAAGAUGCAUAAUUGUGGGUUUACUUGCAAAGAACAAGAAGUCCUGCUGUAACCUUGGAGCUUACCAGUUGCAGCUGACAACAGCUUAGCAGUUGACAGCCGGAGAAACCAGCGAACGUUAGAAUGAUUGCAGGACCUCAGCAGACGAGCAAAAAUCAAAUUAAAGUAGACCUUGUAGAUGAGAAUUUUACAGAAUUAAGAGGAGAAAUAGCAGGACCUCCGGACACACCAUAUGAAGGUGGAAGAUAUCAACUAGAGAUAAAAAUUCCAGAAACAUAUCCAUUUAAUCCUCCUAAGGUGCGGUUUAUCACCAAAAUAUGGCAUCCUAAUAUUAGCUCAGUUACUGGGGCCAUUUGUUUGGAUAUACUGAAAGAUCAAUGGGCAGCAGCAAUGACUCUAAGAACAGUGUUGUUAUCACUGCAAGCAUUGUUGGCAGCUGCAGAACCAGAUGAUCCACAGGACGCAGUAGUGGCAAACCAGUACAAACAAAAUCCAGAAAUGUUUAAACAGACAGCUCGACUUUGGGCGCAUGUGUAUGCUGGAGCACCAGUUUCUAGUCCAGAAUACACCAGAAAAAUAGAAAACCUUUGUGCUAUGGGCUUUGAUAGGAAUGCAGUAAUAGUGGCCUUGUCUUCAAAAUCAUGGGAUGUAGAGACUGCAACAGAAUUACUCCUGAGUAACUGAGCCAUGUAGAGAGAGCUGCUUCGGUAGUCCAGCUUGCCCCUUCUGGAGGAGCAUCACCAUCUGUUAUUUUUAGGAUUCUAUAUAGAUUCUCUUUUAAAACUGGCACUCUUGCCUGAUGAUGCUAUCUAGGCACUAUUGGAGACUGAAAAACCGCUCUGUAAAUAAAGCUAAUUAAACGUCUGUGUAAAUUUAAAAA
This is a messenger RNA of Cygnus atratus (black swan), 951 nucleotides long. RefSeq names its product ubiquitin conjugating enzyme E2 K (gene UBE2K). Gene Ontology annotation, biological process: proteasome-mediated ubiquitin-dependent protein catabolic process; protein polyubiquitination. Gene Ontology annotation, cellular component: nucleus. The transcript has 8 exons. Lineage: Eukaryota; Metazoa; Chordata; Aves; Anseriformes; Anatidae. Gene Ontology annotation, molecular function: ubiquitin conjugating enzyme activity; protein binding. The coding region runs from base 195 to 755 and encodes 186 amino acids. The record is from RefSeq and is a predicted model, not a curated record.